Gallus gallus (chicken) is the source of this 6817-nucleotide messenger RNA. RefSeq names its product cholinergic receptor muscarinic 3 (gene CHRM3). Gene Ontology annotation, cellular component: plasma membrane; dendrite; synapse. Bases 3108 to 5027 code for a protein of 639 amino acids. The record is from RefSeq and is a predicted model, not a curated record. The transcript has 6 exons. Gene Ontology annotation, molecular function: G protein-coupled acetylcholine receptor activity; G protein-coupled serotonin receptor activity. Gene Ontology annotation, biological process: saliva secretion; regulation of vascular associated smooth muscle contraction; positive regulation of smooth muscle contraction. Lineage: Eukaryota; Metazoa; Chordata; Aves; Galliformes; Phasianidae.
CCUUUGAGGCUGCAGGGUAACAAAAGCUGUGUAGUGGUGGAAGGAUGAUGUCCUGGAGGUGCUGCUUUCUGCGUGUGCUCUUGGAGCUGCCCUCACAUGACUGUGAACAGUUUGCACUCUUUGCAGGAGUGAUUUCUUUGUAAUCCAAUGUUUAUGGAAAACUUAAGACUUUUAUGUGGCAGUGGAAGGGCAAUGAUCUCUCUUCCUUGGGAGGGCAUUUUAACAAGAUUUUUGGUCAAAACAAACACCUUUAUUACCUUCCUGGGACUGUUUUUUAGAUUAGCGUAGCUUGGUCUUAAACUGCAUGUCAAAAAAUGGUUUACCACAGCAUCUGCAAAAUGUUCUGUAAAUGCUGGCAAAUAUCUGAUAAUUUCAGUCCAUAUUCAGAUAUUGGGUCCUACUGCAGAUAGGCUUGCCUAUUUGUGGCUAUAGUUUUAAUACAGGAGCAAAAGGAGCAAAACUUAUAUGCUUUCCUUUCUUCAUGAAACACUUAAAAAAAAAAAAAAAGGCACCCCCCCCCCCAAACCCACAAAGCUCUAAUUUUGCCCUUUCUCUAAAUAAUAAUAAUAAUAAUAAUAAUAAUACAAAAAAAAAAAAAUCUGAAAAGACAUCGGAGUCCAAAUGCAUUUGACCACUGAAGGAAAACAUCCUUCUUUACAACCAUGGUAACUCUAUGUACUGAGGAGUAAGAGAAUGUGCUUUGCCAUUGCUAUUCUGCAUGUUCAGCUCCUAAUUUAUUCUUUGGUAGGGUGUAAGUAUAUCUGUAAUUUCCCUCUAGUCCCAGCGUCCAUUUAAAAAGUUUGACCUCUUUAUGUGGUGAUCUGCUAUAUUUUGAGCCAGGGCAGCUCUGUUGUUCUCUGGCUACAGGGGAAUGAAUAUUGAACGUGCAUGGUGUUUUUUGCAUUUCUCCGUGGGGACUGCACAAUGCCAGUUGAAUGUUCAUUGUUAAGGAUAGGGAAAAAGCAAACAAACAAAAGUGUACUGGGAUACUAUGGAACACUUUAGGGAGUAUUAACUUUUAAAACUAGUUUACUGCAACUCCACUGAUAAUUCCUAACAUGAUGCUGAACUGUGCUUUGAGGGCUGUAGCAGAGCUUGUUCAUCACAUGAGACUACAGCUAUGAGGCCCUUCUGUUGACUCUUAAUACUGAACUUUUUUUCAGCUCUGUAGAGGCUGCCUUCUUUUUGAACGUAGCUGAACUACUCUGAGUUUUAAGUAAUUCUAAAGGAUGACUGCAAUUUUCUGGUUCUCGCCAGAUCUCCUGCAAUUGCUAUAACUCUCACUGAAAGAGAUGAGGCAAGAAAACUUCUUGUUCCUUUGAAGCUGUUUAUACAGGAAUGGGCAGGGACUGAUGAAUGUCAUGUGUACUUCAAACUGAAACCAUACCAUAAUACCUAUUGUACAUUAGUCUCUCCACAGCAGAUGGUGAACUGUUCUGGUUCAAAGUUCCUGAGAAUUGAGAAAAUUAUAUAGUUCUUUGUAACAUCAAGCUCAGUAGCGCCUAGCUAAUUUCUAGAGAGCCUAAGACCCACGUUGCUGUGAGGUAAAAAUUUAACCUCAUCUCUGCUUUUUCCUGGUAAUGCCUCGAGUGAAUUAUGUAGCUGUCUUCAGAGAGUCUGAAUGAACUGAGAAACAUGGGGACUGUUUGUAUCAAGGAUGGGUUCCCCAAGAAAAGACCUAUCUAUCCUGUACAUGCUGUGCAGUAGAGAGAAUUCUUACACUCAUCUUUAAGUUAGCAGUCAACACUUCCAUUAAAUAUUCAAUAUAAAGUUAGGAGAUGUUUAUUUCUCAUAAGCAGAAAAUAUACACCACUACCGACUGGCUACUUUAGUCUAAUCUUUUACUACAGUUUUGCAGCUCUUUCUGAAGUAAUAUACUGGGGAAAAUAAAUCCCUGGAAAAUACCAAACCUGACUGACUUUAAAUAAUGAGAUAAAAAAAAAAAAAAAAAAAGAAACUAUGGGCAAAAGUGAGGCAUGAGAGAUGUGUAUAUUCUUUCUGCCCAAAAGAAAUUAUGUACUCAUUAGAAGACUAUCACAUUUUGAGAGUUAACUUGAUAUAAUUUAACAGCUCCCUUUUUUCCAGGCUCAAGUUCCCAACAGGGACAGUUGGUUGGGGUAUCUGCACAUGCAUGGAGUUGAGCAUAGCCAGCAGGCCUGGCAUGGCAGCUGGUCGGUGACGCUGCUUCAUCAUGACAUUGACAUGCUCUGCCCUGGUAGCCAGCAAGUGACUUACCUUCAGAGCAUGGAGCCCUUUGGAGGGCCUGUGCCUUGCUGGUGUAUGUCUGGCAGGUAGGCAAUGUGUGGUGCAAAAGCAGAGCCUGGCAAAAAGGAACAGCCAUGAGCCAGUCCCCAUCUCUUCACUUUGAAGACUCUUGCUUCAUCUAGUGUGGAAAUGCUUCUCCUGUGGCUAAAAGUGAGUGAGGAAAGAAGAGUCUGAAGUCCAUGCAGCACCUGUGAGGGAGGAGAUCUAGCCUGGACUGUGGGAUGUAGCAAAGGGAUGCUACUUGGCAGACUCUCUUCUUGGGGAAGACAAAGCAUCCACCAUCAUGCUAUCAGGUGUUCUGAGCCACCAAAUUCAAUGUGAGUUGAAGUUAUAAACUGUCUAAAGAAAAUAUUUACAGGACUUACAGUUUUUUCUCUGGGCUGCUUUCAAGUGAUUCUCCACUGAGCCUGUAUUUGUGCUUGGGGUUACCCCAACCCAGCUGCAGGACCUUGCACUUAACCUCACGAAGUUCAACAAGGCUGGCAUGGUCCCACCUCUCAAGCUCAUGCAGGUCCCUCUAAUAUGUCAACUGCACCAAUCAGCCUGGUGUAAUCUGCAGACUUUUUGAGGGUCAAUCCCACUAUCCAUGUUGCCUAUGAAGAAGUUAAAUAGUACUGGUCCCAGCAGCUAUCCCUGAGGAACGCCACUCAUCACCAGUCUCCACUUGGACACUGAACCACUGACCUGAACUCUGAGUACGACCAUCCAGCUAAUUCCUUUUCUAAUCUUGAUCGUUAUGGCAAAAUCUUUCAGCAGUGUGUGGUAUAUCCAACUACAGGCCGGAUGAACUACAGUCAUCUGAAACAUGAUAUAUAUAUCUCCUCUUCCUUGUUCAUGCCUACAUGCUGACACACUACCAGUUGUGUUUCCAAAAGAGGAGUUCACAGAACUACACAGUGCCUGAUCCUACUAGCUGCUUUGAUGUUCCUCCCUGGACCAUACUAUGUCAGAGAGCCACAAUGAUCAUGCACAAUAACAGUUCAGCCUUGCCCCUGUUUUCAAAUGUGAGCUCAUUCUGGAAGAGGGAUUCCCAUGGACCAGGACUACUUGAUGAAGGAGCAUCACUUAUUGGCAGCUAUGAUUCCCCUGAGACCACAGAGAGCUUUCCUUUCUCCACUGUGGAAACAACAAACUCAUCCCUAAAUGCCACAAUUAAAGACCCUCUGGGUGGACACGCUGUCUGGCAAGUAGUUUUGAUUGCUUUCCUCACUGGGAUCAUUGCACUGGUGACCAUCAUAGGAAACAUCCUCGUGAUUGUCUCAUUUAAGGUUAACAAACAACUGAAAACAGUCAACAACUACUUCUUGUUGAGUCUUGCUUGUGCAGAUUUGAUCAUCGGUGUUAUUUCCAUGAAUCUUUUCACCACAUACAUCAUUAUGGGCCACUGGGCUUUGGGAAACUUGGCCUGUGAUCUUUGGCUCUCCAUUGACUAUGUUGCCAGUAAUGCCUCUGUCAUGAAUCUUCUUGUCAUAAGUUUUGACAGGUAUUUUUCCAUUACUAGGCCACUUACAUACAGAGCCAAACGAACAACCAAAAGGGCUGGAGUGAUGAUUGGUUUAGCAUGGAUUAUCUCUUUUGUUCUUUGGGCCCCUGCCAUCUUAUUCUGGCAGUAUUUUGUUGGGAAGAGGACUGUGCCUCCUGAUGAAUGUUUUAUCCAGUUUCUAAGUGAACCUAUCAUCACUUUUGGCACUGCCAUAGCUGCCUUUUACUUGCCAGUCACCAUUAUGAGUAUUUUGUAUUGGAGGAUUUACAAGGAGACUGAGAAACGCACCAAAGAGUUAGCAGGACUACAGGCUUCAGGCAGCGAGGCAGAGACAGCACGCUUUGUACACCAGACAGGCAGCUCCCGGAGCUGCAGCAGCUAUGAACUGCAACGGCAGAGCACGAAGCGCUCCAGCCGUAGGAAGUACAGGCGCUGCCACUUCUGGCUCACAAUGAAGAGCUGGGAACCCAACACAGACCAGGGGGAUCAAGAGCACAGCAGCAGUGACAGCUGGAACAACAAUGACGCUGCUGCCUCCCUUGAAAAUUCAGCCUCAUCUGAUGAAGAAGACAUCACAGCGGAGACCAGAGCUAUCUAUUCAAUCGUGCUGAAGCUUCCUGGUCACAGUGCCAUCCUCAAUUCCACAAAGUUGCCCUCCUCGGAAGAUCUGAAUGAGUCAGCAGAUGAACUGCAGAAAUCUGACACGGACUCACAGGAAAAGAAACCUAAAAAACUGCAACCUCCCAAAAGCAUUCAGGAUGGUGGAAGUUUCCAGAAGAGUUUUUCAAAGCUUCCAAUUCAGCCAGGGUCAGCAGAGACAGCUACAGCUUCUGAUGGCAUCUCAUCAGUGACCAAGACAUCUGCUGCCCUGCCUUUGUCCUUCAAGGAAGCAACUCUGGCAAAAAAAUUUGCCUUGAAGACCAGAAGUCAAAUCACAAAGCGAAAACGAAUGUCACUUAUCAAAGAAAAGAAAGCGGCACAGACACUCAGUGCCAUUUUGUUUGCCUUUAUCAUUACCUGGACUCCAUAUAACAUCAUGGUUCUGGUGAACACCUUUUGCGACUGUGUCCCCAAAACUGUCUGGAACCUGGGGUACUGGCUUUGCUACAUCAACAGCACGGUGAACCCUGUGUGCUAUGCACUGUGUAACAAAAUGUUCAGAAAUACUUUCAAGAUGUUACUGCUGUGCCAGUGUGACAAACGAAAACGACGCAAACAGCAGUAUCAGCAAAGGCAGUCUGUCAUUUUUCAUAAGCGGAUCCCUAGGGAGGCUUCAUAGAAUAGUAUUUUUUAAAUAACUGAAAAAAAAAUAAUGGAGGAUGGGAUGGGACAGGAUUAGAUGGAUUUGGAAGGGGUGGGGUAGGAUAGGAUGGGAUGAGAUUGGGAGGGGCUGGAAUGGGACAGGACAGGAUGGGGUGGGAGGGUGAUUGCAGGGUGCUGAUUCAAACAUUUAUACAUCAGGACAUGAAAGCAGCUGCCGGGCAUAUGAAUCCUUUUAAUAAAUCCAGUUUAAUAUAAAAAUGAAGUCUGCAUUCAGCAAAAACUAACAAACUUCAACGUUUUUACUAAGGAAUGAAAGACUUAAUAAAGUUUUCAUACAAAUUUGAAAGAAGCAUAUAGCAAUUGUAAACCCAUUACUGAUCUGCCCAGCUCUUUGAUUGUAAUCAAUUCUGGGAUCUCAGGUAAGCACAUCUACCUAGCCCAACUCUUCUGUUUCCAAGGAAUCCAACAACUUUCAAUUCAAGUCACACACGGAUGUAGCAAGCUAGCAAAACAGGAUUAUGAAAUUAUUUGAGACAUUCUAUAGGUUGCAAAAUUGCUUCUUGUUGUCAAGGUAGAUCUUCCUGUUUACUUCUCUUUUGGUAUAUUAUUAUUAAUUGUACCCCUGAUUCCUGGUCGCCAAGUGUGCAGCUCAUGUGUGCAGCUUAUGUUAUAUAUAUGUGUGUGUGAGUGUGUAUGUAUGCAAAAAAUACAUUCACACCUCUACAAUACACACAUACCAGGAAAGAGGUAAUCUAUUGGUCUAGGUUUUACAGGGCCCCAAAUCACUGUUGCAUGUGAGUGAAAUUAAAAUAUAUAUAUAUUAGAAAGUUGUAUUAUAAAUAUUUAUCUCAUUGUUCACCACCUGAAAUUCAGGUUCAUCUUUGCAGCCAAAACACACUGUCCAUGUUUCAAAUGGAGAGAACCAAAGCAUUGCCUGUGAGCCUGUCUACAGAGUUUUAUAAUGGGGUGUAUGCCCAGUAUAACCUUUGCCUUGAACAAGGUAUCUCUCCCUGCAUGAGAUUACGUCUCUUUAAAGAAUACGAAGGUGAAAAGAACUGAUGGUCACAUGCAGGGCAGAGCACGAGUUUGUCUUUGUAAGGUGCGGGAUGGUGAGAGCUCACAUCUGAGCCACCAGUGCUCAAAGGUCCAGUGGCCAGACGGGUACGGACAUGAGCAGCAGCCCCAUUUCAUGCUCACCCCAGGUGAUCUUCAGAUGGGAAAGCUGUGUGUAAAAGAAAUCCUUUGUUUUUGCACGCGAAGGACACUCAUUUUAAAGUGUUUCUUUUCCAGAAUCUGUUUUAAGUAGAAGCGCACCUAAUUAUGUUUAUUGCCAUGUUACUUGGUGUUUCAGAAAAUAUGGAUAUUGCCAAUUUGUAACCUGGUAAUUUUUAAUAAAGCAAAUUUUUAAAGGGCUUUCAUAUUUCUAGCUUAGACAUGACCAGUAUUUCCUGGUAUUUGUGAUGUGGUCUGCACCAAACAGUGUGAUUUAUAGAGUCAGAAGUUCCCCAGGGAAAGGAUUGUACUUUAAACUGUUGUUCUAAAUCUGAUUUAUUUACAUGUUGAAAGAUAAUUUUGUAUUGUCUUUGAACUGACCAAAACUUUUUUUAUUGCUUAAACUCUUUUUUUUUUUUUUUUUUUUUUUUUUGCUGAAAAUAAAACAAAACAAAUUUAUUUUACAAAGGGGCAUCAGUGUUGUGAACGCAGAACUGAUGUAAAAGCUGCUUUUGUAUUCAGUGUGAGAUGGUGUUUACAGAUGAUUUUGACAACAGUGGAAAUAUAUUAAAUGGUGUCUGUGUAUCUGAACUA